Adineta ricciae is the source of this 6264-nucleotide messenger RNA. The record is from the annotation of a GenBank genome assembly. Lineage: Eukaryota; Metazoa; Rotifera; Eurotatoria; Adinetida; Adinetidae.
AUGAGCGACGAUGAAACAAUCUUAACGGCGAUCGAUAUGAUCGAUCGAAAGAUCGAAUCGUUGAAUGGUCAAGGAAAAGAGUCUUCUUAUUAUAUUGCUAAAUUGAUGGUUGUUCGGGAAGAUCUUGAGAAGCUCUUCAGUUUAACAUCUUCAACGAAUACUUUAGUUCAUCUAUUUUGUCGACGAAUGAACCGACUGAUAAAAUACAACAAUCCAAUGCUGAUCAACGACUGGCUCAACUUACAUGCGGACCUUCUGCUCGUUUUAGAACAUCAUGACGAAUCAAUUGAAAAGCUUGACUUGAUGCAAUGUUUAUCGUUGUUGAAGUUAGAAAUUAAGAUGGAGGAACGUGAAAUACAAUUCGAGAAGAACUUCGGCCGCCGAAAGACAUUCCUUGAAUUAGCUGAACAACAUCGAGUUUUACUUGAUGAAUAUCUCCAAGCAUGUUACUCACUUCAUUCAAAGAUUCAAAUACAAGGUCUGGUCGAGAACGUCGACGGAUUUCUUCGAGAGAUGUCUUGCACAGCAGAUGUUCAAACUAGCGAUCGGCUUGAAACAAGAUUGAAUUCGAUUGACAUUCCACUGAUAUGUCCUUAUCAAUUAUUUCAGUCCUGUACACCAAGAUCUUUCUUAGAUUUUCAAUCGCGUCAUCAAUCGACCGAUGGUGAAAACGUCUUCUUGCCCGGCAUGGAUGAGAUAAAAAUAAACUAUGAUGCGGGUAUGUUAAAAAUCCAUCAGAGACUACUCGAAUCUCGAUGGCUUGUCGUUCUCGGCGAUCCUGGAAGUUCCAAAACGACGUUGUUACGAUACAUCACGCAACUAUUCGCUUCGGCAGUUCUUCAAGGGAAAACACAUGUCGCAACCGAUGCAGACAAUUGCGGUCCACUUCGAAUUCCGAUUUUAGUUCGAAUAGGCGAGUUCUCUGAACGGCAGAAUAUCGAUCCAAACCUGACUUUGUUCGAUUACAUUGGUAAACACACGUGGUUUUCGCAAUUGUACGGUGAUGAUAACAUUGGGAGUGUAUUAAAAGACUUUAUCCGUCAUGGCCAUGCACUCGUUCUUUUGGACGGUCUCGACGAGAUUUCUGCAUUCGAACAACGAACACAAAUCGUCAAACUUAUUCGCGAGUUUAUUCACGAGUACGUUUAUGGCGACGAUUUCAUCUCUGCAUUUGAUGAUGUUCCAAAAGGCUUCAAUACAGAAUCUCGAAGACCAAUGGCAAAUGAAAAAAAAUCACCCGAUGAUUGGAGAUUCAGAGAGAUGCAUCCACCAUCGCUACCUGGUGGCAAUCAAAUUGUUAUAACAAGUCGCAUCGUCGGUUGCAAUUUAUAUCGAUUCAAUAGUCGAUUAAUUGAUUACUACAAUUUACUUCCUAUGUCGAGCAAAAAUGCGAAAUUAUUCAUCGAACAAUGGUUCACCAGUGUUGAUCAGGAAGUGCGUAACGUCCUAACAAGCGAAAACAUUCAUUUCGACAAGGAAAAAAUGGAUAAAUCCAGACGACAACGGCAAGAUGUCCUCGAUAAUAUACAUACCGACAUGCAGAAGUCUUUCUUAUCACAUCCAUUGAUGCUGUCUCUGAUGUGUUCAUGUAUAUUCAAACUGCUGGAUGACAGUCAAUUACCAAAAACUGUGACUGAAUUGUACGAUAAAACUAUACGGUCCGUACUAGGCUAUAGGACGAUCUCGCGUCAGUCGAGAAUAUCUCAAGAUAUUAUGAUCAAACUUCAGAGCAAUCUUGCGUUGUAUCUUCAUGCGCAUUCAUCGUCUGGUGUCAUUGAUGAAUUCGAUUUCAAACGAAUCUGUGGUUUAGUAUUAAAACAAGAAAAUGUCGCGAAAACCAAGGCGGAAUUGAGUCGAUACACGGAUGAAUUGUUAACAUUAAUUAGUUCGAACAAUAGUAUGAUCGUCGAACGAGGAUUGAAGGUAUUCAGUUUCACUCACCUAUCGUUUCAAGAGUAUUUCGUUGGCUUAUCUCUUAUCGAUCAGUCGUCCAUCGAGAAGACGAUUCAACGUAUUCUUAUCUACGCUGUCAAGCCUCGUUCUCGUGAACCCAUACGGUUCGCGCUUGGUUGGAUUAAUCAGACAUGGCCAUCAAAUGAUCGGCAGGAGCUCUGCAGAAGACUAGUGACUGAAACAAUCAAUUCCGUACUUCCGUUAGGCGCUAUCUUAUUUUUCGAUGUUAUUCAUAGCAUCGAACAGUCACUCUCAAACUGUGCAGUUUACGCAGCACUAGAUCAGCUUAUCGAUCAUCCUUCUAUGUUGAUCUCGAUUGGAUUCUUAGGAAAAAGUUGGCCUGUAUUACCACUGAAUGCAAUACUCAGGUGGAUGGAGUUAACUUUAACUAAUGAUAAACGUGUUGUGAAAUUCUGUAAAUCAUUUUUAUUCUCAAUUUUUCUUAUCGAACAUCACACGUUGUGGAGACAAAGAAAUAACGAAUUACCGGCUGUUUGCCAACGAUUAUGGUCGUUACAUUCCAUGAGUUCAGAUGUUGAAGUCUGUAUUACCCAAACAUUGUACCGUAUCGUGACGUCAUUACGUUCACCAUGUUCUAUUUUUCAACGUGUGUUGCCUCAGUAUCUUCAGACACAUAAGAUGGCUUUGUCUCAAUGUCAUCCAUUGGUAACAAGCGUUAUUAUUGCAUUGUAUGGUGGGGCUUACAAGACGAAGGAUGAAAUGGGGUUUUCUCACACGUAUAUCUAUCGCAAUUCCAUAGUCGGUAAGCCAAUUCUCGACUAUUUGACCAAUACGAACGACUCUUACUCAAUCAAGGUUUCAAACCUUAUCGAACAAUACGAAGAUAUGCUACGAAAAUAUUCAUCUGAUGAUGUUUCGAACAAUGUUAUUGAUAUUCUCAUUGCUCUUAUUUGUUUACGUGGCCUCUCACAAUCGUUAAUAAAUUAUAAAUUCGGUGUAUAUCGAGCAUUGCCGCUGGCUUUGGAUAGGUUUAAAGUUAUAUUAUUUCUUUUGAGAGACGAUUCAAGAUUCGUAUGGGAUAGAACAACACAAGUGAUGUUUUCUGGAGUGAAAUUAAUCAUAGAUAUAUUCGCUUCACAACCUGGCCAAACAAUUGAGCAAUCCAAACGAUUUACACUAGCAUGUAUAGCCGCAUGUGAUCGACUCAAAAUUGAUUGGACACCCUAUUCAUCAAGCUUAGGGAAUCUAUUCGACAACAAUACUUAUCAGUCGCAUCGAUUACGAAAAUAUUCUGAUAACAACGGAUUCAAAACGCAAGGUACUCACGUUCGCCAAAAGUCAACCGUUCAAUUAGUAGAAGAAGUUUAUUCAUCCCAUGAGCAGUUAUUGACUCUGCUGAAGUUUGUGCCCAGUUUCGUUCAACGUCUGUACUAUCGUCUAUUGAUGAACCAAGGUGAACAACACGGCUCUCCACUGUUUAUUGUUCUUUUAUCACAAUGUUUGACUUUUUUCGAUGCUAAUAUUGAACUAGAUGAGAUACUGGUAACUUUGAACGGCUUAUUACCAUUGUUCAGGAUGUACAACAUGCAAAACUAUGUACUAGCUCUGUUUUGGGAAAGUAAAUUUCGAUAUAUGAGCGAUCCAAAGGGCCUGGAUGACGGUUAUCACCGGAGAUUUUCGACAAAUUAUUCGGAAAACUAUGAAGAUCUGAUCGUCGAAGAACAACGACGAAUUUUACAAGCAAAUGUGUCGAACGAUGUUCGUGACAAAGAUUUUCAACUUUUUACUGCAUCACUUUCACUUGCACGAUUGUAUCAAAUUCGAUUCCGUUACGGCACAAACGCAAAUUUAUCAGCCGAUGAAAGCGAACAUAUUCAAUCCGCAAUAGAAAAUAUCAACGACCAAGUUUUAUAUAUCGUAGCCAUGAACAUUAUUUUAAACAUGAACCAGCCAUCUAUUUUCGAUACCAACCUCCACGAUACCUUAAGAUCAAAAUUAGUUUCUCGAUUAUUAGAAGUGUUGCCUAAUCUACUCGUCUUAACAGGCGCUUUACUACUUUUCCGAUGCCAAGUAAUAGGCCAAUCCUUUCCAUUAAUUUUCCAACAACUCGUUCAUAUAAUUGGUGAACAAUUGCUUACAAUUCCAUUAGAUGAAGACAUGUUGGAAAAUCAGAAAGCAGUCUAUGUCGCGCUUAGCUCAAUAGAGAACUCUUCACUUAACAGUCUCUUGAUCGAAUUCAAAAAGCAAGUUCAUGAUGACGAAGAAUUUCUUGAUGUGAACUCGGUGGUGUUUCAUCGUUACUUAACCAGUACAGAAUCGUUUGGUGAAUUGGAUGAUAUUCUUUUGUGUAGCAUGUACCUAAGCGAACUAGCAGUGGAUGCUCAAAAUUUGCGAAAAUAUAUGUUUAACAAUGAACAACAGAAUACGGUUUCUUUGUCCGAAAAAUUCCAGCAAUUGUUAAAAGUUUCGAAGAACGUGAUUACAUCUGAAAUUGCGACAUUAAUCGUCACUUGUGUAGCGAAUGGCAGUGAAAAAGAUUUUGAUGUGAUUGACAAUGAGCUAAUUAAUUGUAAUCUUGUCGAAAAAGACGCUCAACCAGUGCUCCUCGAAAUAUUCAAUCUGCCGAUGAAGGAAUCAAGCCAAUCGUUAGUUUAUUACAUUGCACUAUUAUUAGCUAAAGAUGGUUCAAACACACCAGCAUCCAUCGACUAUAUUAGAAAUUUUUGUCAAGCUGCUAUCAAUAAGAAAUUCGAGGGUAUUAUCAAACAAUUUCUCGAAUUAUCCAACAUACAUUCGGUAUCAAUACGUCAGGUGUUAGAGACAUUACUUCGUUGUAUGCGUCGUUCAUCAUUUCACAUUCGUGCUACUAUUCGCUCCCGUGAAAUUAUGCAGUUAAUCUUACAACUGGAAAAUGAAGAAUCUCGAACAGAUGGUAGUUGCGUUUUAUCCGAUUCGUUUUUAAUGCUAAUCGAUGGUUGUUCAUUCGAAGUACAAAACUAUCUUUUAGAAUAUCUUAAUGCAGACAGUGAUCUACAAGGCAGUGUGAAAGAACAGCGUCUGAUUAGAAUGAUCACAUGGGUUAUGCAACACUUCGCCACGAAAGAAUGUCCGGUCUCUGAUCUGCUUUAUAAACAUAUCGUAUCACUUUUUCAGGAUCGAAACUUCUCGUGCGUACAAGAAACGAUUAUCGAUAGUCUUCGAUAUAUAUUUCUCGGAGAAUUUCAGAAGAACGUUUUCACCAACAAAGAUGUCAAACAACUCUUGGAGAAGACUAUUAAUCACUGUGUAAAAGUAGCCGAUUCUUCUUCUGAAAAGCUCUUAGCAAACUGCUUGAACACUUACGGAUGUUGCAUCCGCUUCUACAAAGCUUGUCGAAAUGAAAAUCCAUCAGAUGAGAUGAUCAAUUUAUUCACAAGGCUUUUUCAAACAUCUUCAUCGUCACUCGUCGCUACACGAGCAAGUCAAUGUUUGCUAAAAAUCGAACUGUAUGUUCAUAGUGGUUCGAUUGAUAGUUGGCUCAGCAAAACUAAUCUGAAUCCCGAGCAGCUAUAUAAUAUAUUCAUACGAUGUACAUUCGAUGAAUGUCAAUUGUGGAGAGAUUCAGAGAGAGAGAAAACAUUGGCUCACAUUAUACUACAACAUCCGACAGACUUGCUUCCGAAAUUCGUCAACGAAAUGUACGUUUAUCUGAAAAGCACACCAAUGACCUGCAAACUUUCCAAGGAUCUAUUUUCUUAUGUCACUACAGCUAAUCAAUUAUGUGUUACAAAUUUUACCAUGUUUCGUACUGCCGUAGAAAAACAAUUUCAUAACGCUAAGGAACUCAAAUUAUUACUUUAUCAAAUAAGCAAACAAGGCGAUGAUGGCUUUCGAAACGAAUGCAUAUCAUUAUACGCUUAUUUUGGUGAGAUUACGUCGGAUCUUAUCGAUAUGAUACUAACCAGUGAUUUGAAACAAUGGGCAUUUUUAUCAAACCGAAUAGAGUCCUUGAUAACUGGUAAACAAAUAUCAUUAGAUCGAGAGAUAGUUGAGAGUUUAUACGAAGCAUUAGAAACGCCAUCGAGAGGGAAACCUGCAGCACAAUUUCUGAUAUGGCUUGUGAACGCUGGUUUUAUAUCGGUUUUGGAAGUAUUUCAGAGAAUAUCAAGUAUCGUUAGCAAACAAUAUUUACAAAAUGAGGAUAAAUAUCAAGCAGACUGUGAACAUUUGUUCGAAACCUUACUGAAGUUGACUUGUAUUCAGCUCGGCACUGUAUCUAGUACAGAUUUACAAGGGCUGCUUUCUAGAGAAAAUAAAUUAGGAAUAUCUACGCAAAAGAGAAUAUAUAAGCGUUUUCAUAAUUCAAAUUGA